Molecule: messenger RNA, 8455 nt
Organism: Anas platyrhynchos (mallard)
Lineage: Eukaryota; Metazoa; Chordata; Aves; Anseriformes; Anatidae
Gene: C5H14orf132
Product: chromosome 5 C14orf132 homolog
Source: RefSeq, a predicted model, not a curated record
CCACCUGCUCCCCAGCGCCUUGACCGGGACCCCCCCGCUCCACCCCGCUCCCCUGGGGGCCCCUCUCCCCGUCCCUCCCCAGCCUCCCCCAUCCCUAUCGCCGUGUCCAGCCGACGGCGGGAGCCGCGGGGCUCAUCCCCGGCAGCUCCAUCCCGGGAGAAGCGACCAGACGGGACCGUGGGGAGCCCUCCCGAGCCCCCCCGGCCCCCUACCCGCGGGGGCGUGCCGGCACAAGCCAGGCGGGGGCCGGGCCGGGAGCCGCCGGAGCUGGAGCUGGUCCCGGUGCCGGUCCCGGUGCCGGUCCCGGUGCCGCCGCUGCUGGGGGGGGGGGAGGCGGCGCCCGCCCCGCGCCCCCGCGCCCCGCCCGUCCCCGGCGGCAGCAGCAGCGGCCUCGGCACCCCCGGCAGCUCGGCCGGCAGCUCCAGCCCCAGCACCAUGGACCUCUCCUUCAUGGCCGCGCAGCUUCCUGUUAUGGGAGGAGCCUUUAUGGACUCACCAAAUGAGGACUUUAGUACAGAGUACUCCUUGUUUAACUCCUCAGCCAAUGUCCACGCAGCUUCUUCCAUGCAGAAUCCACCAGAAGAGACAUCCCGGUCUUCAAACGAUGCCAUAUUGUUAUGGAUUGCAAUCAUAGCAACAAUUGGAAAUAUUGUGGUUGUGGGAGUGGUGUAUGCCUUCACCUUCUAGGAUGCCUGUCACUCCAAACACUGAAAGAGAGGAUAACUGCAACAGUAUUUGUCAUGUGUAUGUAUGUACGUGUGUAUAUAUACAUGUAUAUCUAUAUAAAUACAUAUAGGUAGGGACUUUGUUGAUUAAGUGCUACCACAGUCAUGGAUGUGAAAUGCAAGUUUAUCACCAUGAAUUCCGAUGGCAGAAAUUUAGAUGCAAUUGCAAAUUGUAUGGAGGUGAAAGCUUUAACCGAGAACUGAGCGAACACAAGUUUCGUAUGGAAAUGAAAGAGAGACCAGUGUGGGUAUAGUGAAUCCAAAAGAAACAGAGAUUUAUACAGAAAGUGCUUAUUUUCUACUGCUUAGAUUUUUCUAGCAGCUUUUCUGGGUUUUGUCAGCUUUUUUUGUGUAUUUUUUUUAUGGUGGUAUAAUGUUGUAUGAAAUUGUUCUGUGUUAUAUUUGCUGGACAACUUAGUUUUCUGGAUGGAGUAAAUGGUAGGCAUUGGGUCAGGUCUGAUGCAGUACAAGGUCAUCACAGGUGUGUCUUGAGCACUUUCAUACACUAGGCUGUGUUCAAAAUGUGUCUAACACUAUGACAGGCAGAUGCAUGCUAUUAACACUUGCCUUACUAGAUGUGGUAAUCUAGGAAUUGAUGCUCAGCAUGCCUGCUGUUUGCAGGAGGAGGCACAGCUAUUUCAAGGUGUGACUGGUUUGCAGCCCCUCUGCUCCUCAGAGGAAGGGUGAAGCCCAUUUCUAUGUAGGGAUACUGGACUGUAAUUACAACAAUAGUUUUUCUUCCAGGAAACAAAGGACAGAUAUCACGCUUUCCAACUUAUUUCCUUCUAAUCCAGGUUUUCCACAGAAGUUAUAUAUUUAUAUAGUUAUAAGCAUAUAGUCAUAGAGAAGGAACAUUGUGAAGCCAAAGAGUAAGUGAUGUUUCUGAGAAAAAUAGAUUUGAAAGACAGAUGAUGCUUCUGUGCUCUCAAGAGUGAAUGUAAGCAUUUAUGUGUGCUGGCAUAGAAAUAGCAGAAAAAGGUAAUAUGUGGCAGAUAUACAAAUACUUGUGUUUCAGUCUUAGUAAGUCUCUGGGUUGUGGUGAGGCUCCUGGAAGUGGCUCUUACAUAGACUACGUUAAGUAACAACUCCAAUUGUCAUUUGGAUUUGUUCUGUUGGGGAACAGUAUUUCCACUGCACUCUUCCCAUCAGCAGCUCCUUUUAAGAGCUGUAUCUUUUCAAAACAUGCUGAAGCCCUCCAUGUUUCAAAGAUUAAAGAAUCCUCUGGGGGGAGGGAGGGGGUAUCAUCUCUGUUGGAAAUCUUUGUCUUCCCUCUAAAACAAAACAAAAUACACAAAAUAUCUGAACUUUGAGAUAGUAGUAGACCAAUUCUUCCUCUAAGUAUGCAUGUGCUAUAUUGGUUUUCUGCCUCAUGCAACUAGUAUGCUAAUUCCAGAAAGCCUCUUCUGAAGACACAGAGACUAUUUUUGACACUUGCCUGCCACUGAGCUUGAGGCUGGGCUAAGAGCUGGCAAAUGUAAAGGGAGGUUUGGAUUUUCCUUCUUUUCUCUUUAGACCAAUUUUCCUGCAGGGCUGGUGAGUAUUUACAUGAAUCAAAGCAGCAUGCCCCAAACCAGUAUCUAGAAUUGUGCAGUAGUCACUGUGUAUAUUUUUUCAUGUCUUCAUGAACUUGCUUUUAAAGCUGGAAAGAUGCAAACAAACAGCUAGCAGGAGGGAGAAAAGGGACUAAGUUAUUCUGGGGAUGAGAAAAACAAUAACAACUCACCUGAGGAAUGGAGCUUCUGUGUGUUUAGGUAUUUCACUGUUUGGAGGCAGGGUUCUCUUUGGAACACAAGAAAUCUGUUCUGGGGAAAAAAGAAAAAAAAAAAAAAGAAAAAGAAAAAAGUUUGAGAAGCACACUUUUGGAAACUCAGAUGUGCAGAAAACAAGUUCUGUCUAAUAAAAUAGCUAUAGUCUUGAUACAGAAGUAAUGCUAUUCACAGUUCUAAAUGGAUGUUUGCCCCUUCAUAGGCAAACAGAAAUAAUAAUAACCAACAACAACAAAGGAGCUGAAUAGAUUGUGUACUUCUGUUCUUCUAUGCCUCUUUACCCUCUCGGAGCAGAAAGUAAACUGUUAAGUGAGACUGGAAGGCUGCAGAAAGGUCUCAAAAAUGGAAUAAUGCAGGACAAGAUCUGGUAUGCAAACAUCUAGGAACCAUGCAAAUAUUACUUCAAAUAUAUUUUUCUGAUAUUCUAUUGCCUUUUAAUUGUAUCAGUGGACUUUUCUUUUGUUUUUCUCUUCAACAGAUCUCUAAUUAGUUAUGCCAGAUCCUGCAAGCACUAUUUGUGCAUGAAGAGCAAAAUUUUUUUCACCAUGAUUAAAAACCAGUUUGACACUAUGGUACUUGCCCAAUGGGACUAUUCUGCUGCUAAAUAACUUUGCCGGUGGAGUGCUUUGUUUAAAUUUCCUAGAAUAUUAAUCUAAGUGCAAUUAGCAAUGUUUACAUUUCUUUCUCAAAGCACUAGACUAAAUUCUUCACCCAUGAAGAAUUAGAGAGGGAACAGCAAAAACCACCACUCUGCUAAUGAACCUGAGUGACACUUUUGUGUUGCUUUUCCCAAAGAAAGUGUCCUACUUUCAUUUGAAACUGAUAGUAAUUGCAGGAGUGUUGGAAGACAAUGAGUUCUGCCUCCCUCAUCCAGAUCAUCAUCAUACAUAUUUUCAUUAUUAGAGGAUGAGUUGUCAAAAGCAGCCAGACAGAACCUUAGUUAAAGUAAUUGGCUUGACGGGUGACAUGGAAAACAGGGUGCAGGAAGCAAGUGCAAGCAUUUCCUAUCUUGUAGCUAAAGAAACUAACAGUCCAGUUAGUUUUCUGCUGCUGAAAUAUAUUGUCAGGCGAUAAAAGAUUCCUACAUUAAAGUGAGCAGAGCUGGCUCAAAUUAUGAUCUCCUUUGAUCAGGAUAAACACUCUGUUUCUGGAUAUAGCAUUCUCAUUGGGUCUACUACAGCCUCUUAAAUCUCCUGGAAGGCUAAGGAAGGCUAAAAUUCAAGCACUGAAAAAAGGAGGUUCAUCCAUCAUUAAGUUCAGAGAGACCACAGAGGGGAGGGGAGAAGAAAUGGUAAAUGUUUCACAGGUGUGAUCCUGUGAAAUUUGUUAUCACUGCUUCAUUAUGUGAGUCAAAGUUAUAGCCUGAACUGUCAGCAUAGCUUGACUUAGAGGACUGUAGCUACUCCUUUUCCUUGAAGCAAAGCAGCUGGAGAAGUGCUGUCACUCACUGAGGAGUGAUGAGUAAGUCCAAAUGCAUUCAUUCCCCCAAGCUGUUCUGUAAAAGCCGAAGAGGCUUCUGUGCUUUGCUGAGCAUUUCGUGCACCAGCAUUAGAGCAGGAUUCCACUUGUAGAUCUGUGCUUUAGGUACGUGCAUCUAGCACAGAUAACAGCUACAAGAUCCUGAUCAGAGUUUGUUCAGUAGUGGACAAAAGAAGAACAUUUCCUACCUGCAGCAUUAGACCCCUAGCUAUGUUGUAAACAUCAUCCUGCAAGCACAAGAAGCCAUGCUGCCUGUGCUCUGCAAUUAUGAGUGAUCCAUGGGAUGCAGGGGAAUAGACUGGAUGCCCUUACAAGUCUUGUCUUGCCAUGGCCCCUAGGGAUCUAUGACAACAUAUCAGAUAAUCAAACUGUCACUUAAGAAUUUUGUUUUUUGCUCUAAGCAGCCAGCAGCUCGACACAGCAGCUGUGCAGCCACCACAGCAAGGAGACUCAGCUUGGAGUUGGCCUCGAUGAUCCUUGUGGGUCCCUUACAACUCAGGAUGCACUAUGACUGUGAUUCUGUGAGACUGAAGGCUGAACAGUUCUGGAGGUAGGUGCAAAGGCAUGUUAGAUGGGAGAACUGAGUGAGGAAACUCAUAGAGCCACUCCUGCUAUACAUUUAGCUCCAAGGCUAGGCACCUGUUCUUGUCCACAACAUUAAUAUCCCCCUAAAAUAAAGGGAGGAAGCAGCAUGUAUUGUCAUGUCAAUGCAUUUGCAAAAAGGAACAGAUUUUCAAACUGAUGCAACAGUAGCAGAGGGAUUCAACAGCUACAAUAACAUAUUUAGCCAUUUAAAUGGGAAAGUGAGCUGAUAGUUACCUCUGAAGUAAUGAAAUCCACUCUCCAAAAUCCUUGUUUGCAAUGGAACUUGAGGGUCGUCAGCAUCCCACCAACUGCCUGUAAUAACAAGACCCCAAUCAAGAGUGAAUAGAAGCAGCCAGCUAUUGUACUCUGAAAGGGAAAACCUGCCUUUAUGUCUGGGACACAAAUUAAAACAGCAGUCUUUAGUCUAUAGGAAGUUAUGCAGUUUGUCUAUUAUUAGAAGCUUUCUUUUUGUUAUUAUUGAACUAUUCCAGUUCUUAAUAUCCUUUUCACAUUUCUCUGCAGGCUGCUGAGAGUUAUUAAUUUCAUGUAGCUCUGUCCAUUUAUACAGGGUAAUUUUGCUGGGCUUCCUGUGGCUAAUCACAGAGAAGAAUUUGGAAAAUUAUUCAUUUUGAGGCUGAUUUCCAUUAUUAAGAGAAAUAGGCUGAAAAUCAAAAUUGCAGAUCAAACGCUUCUGUGCUUUUAAAGCACUUAGAGCUCUGGAUAAGUGGAUUUCAUCUGGCUAACACUCAGAAAGAAAAAGGGCAGUCAGGUCUCUGAUGGUAAUGUCAGACAUCAGGGUUCUGACAAGCAGAGCUUAGCGCUUCAUUAACUCCUCUUCUGCCCCUCUGGCUUUCUGGAUGCACAGUCUGAGUGAGCUAACCAUCAGGUACAACGUGUCCCUCCUGUCUUACAGCAUGCUUAUCCUCAGGGGACCAAGGCCAUUUGUGCCCCUAGCAGAAGAAGAGCUGGAGAUCAAUAUUCUAUUAGGUAUCUUGUUACACAGCAUAUUGGUCAGUCAUGGUAAGAUCAAGACAGGAAGGGUUUAAAAAGUAGUUAGCCCCUUUGCCCCUAAUCUGGGAAAACACUUUAAAAAAAUCAAAAUAUUCUGAGGUCUUAAACUUUCGUACUGGUCUUGAUGUGAUUUUUGUCUUUCCUCAUACAACCCCUUUUACCUUGACCUCUUACCUGUCUUUCCAACUCAAGACAAUGAAAAUGAAGUCACCGCUACCCUUGUCUGUGGGCAUGUAGGGAAAUCCUAGCAGGUUAGGAAAAAACAUAUCGCAUUUUAGUUUUUGGCUGUUCAGGCACAAAGUAAUAGGAAAGACUCCAGUUCUCUAUAGAGAAAUCUCCAGGGAAAUACGUGCCUUUGCAGAACAAAAUGCAUUGCAAUUUUGUCCCAUUCUGAUCUGUACCAGAGUACUUACACUGAGACAACAUGGCGAGAUCUACAGUUGCUCUAACGUGAUUUAGGAAUUAAUGCAAGGCAGACAGGUAAUGGAAACAAAAUGGUGAUACAAACCUGUCGUGUCUAAUCAUCUCAACGGAUUGCUUCAAAGGCAGGUAAACCUGAGUGUCAUCAGAAAGCUUGAUCUGUUGGUACCAAAGUAAAAGCCCUUUUAUAUAGGCACAACCAGUGUUUCCAUCUUUUUCAGAAGUCUUUGGAUCAUUAUGCUACCCACUCUUAUCUUUGCAGUGCAGGCUUCUAGUGAAGAUAUUUUUCAGUUGUAGAAAAUACUGAGGAAGCUUCCCAUGUGGAUAGAAUACAUAAGAUUAAUGCCCAAAAGUGCUGAUUAGUCUCCCCGCUAAAACAAAAAAACACCAAGGUUUCUUACACAAGGCAUGUUAAAGAGUCAAAUAUCAUCUGUACAAUAGCAUCGCCUCAUUUUUUUCUGCAGCUUUAUGCUAGUAAAUCUCAAUGUCUUAUUGUUAUUAACCACAAUUAACAAAAGUCAAGACAGAGACAAAUAAUUUUUCAGGAAUGUCUUAAAUGUCACUACCUGAUCCUUCAGACUGUGUCAUUCCUCUUACCUCCCCAAAAUACCCUGAUGUGAAGUCUCAUCUAUCCCUUUAAAAUCUCUUGGCACCAGGUGUCUUCAUGCCUUCAUUUUAUUUCUCUUCUUGUCUUCUCCAUCUUCUUUUCAUUCCCUGGCAGCAGAGCACACAAGCAAUUGGAAGCCAGCAAUGUUCUUCAGCCCUCCUUAACCAACCACCUCUGUUGACCUUCAGAGGAAUACUACACAAAGAUGUAGUAUUAAUCUUUGUAACUCUAUCAUCAGUAUCCAUACAACCCAAAACAUACGUUUUAGAAAUUCCUGUUUUUACUAUUACUGCAUCAUUAAUUGAGCUUUCCCCACCCAAAAUCCCUUUCUUUUCUUCCCAAAUCAUAAUCAGCAUUAAAGUACUUAGGGUAAGGGAAGGGGACUGAAACAGGCACUGAAAAGCACCACAAAAGGUAGAAAAACCCCAUGUAGCAUCAUGGCCAUGAACCACUAUUCUAUCCAGUGAAGAGAAAACACAAUGUGCUGACCCAUGGGUAUUUCAAAUCUAGUCACACUUAUAGUUCUCAGAUGCAUCGUAAAGCUGCUAUAGUCAGAUGGAAAAUUUCUAGAUCUUUUUGUGAGCAAAAUGAGGUUACCUUAAGAACUUCAAAGUGUUGAGCAACCUCCUCGUCAGUCCAUGCUUGUUCUGGUAUUGUUUGACAAGUCUUCUGAACAGCAGUCAUUAAGGUUAUGUUGCAUUUCCUGUGGAGUUCAGUCCUAUUAAUGAGUGAAAAAGAUUAAACUAUGACAAGAUUUAGGCCUAGAACUCUUUCAGUUACUGCCUUCACAGGGAUGGUUGAAGUUCCGGAGCCUGCAAGCUGCUUUGUCCAGAGGGAUCUUUGCCUCCACCUGGAGACAACUGGAUUAAUAACACAUGUAUAUAACAUCUGCUUCAGUGGAACAUCUUGUAGGACUAGCUCCAGGUUGCUGUUUUUUUUAUUUUAAACACAUCUAAAGAUGUCCAUACUUCCCUAAUCAAAAAUAAAAUUAAAUUAAAAAAAAAAAGCAGAACACUGUAUUUUUUUAAAAGAGAAGGUAAAGAAAACAAGACUGAGUAUUUUGAUAGAUAUGCUAGAAGGAUAUUUAAUAUAGCAAACAGUUGCACUAUUUUUUCUAUUGUAUGAACACCUAACUGAAGAAAUAUAUGUUCUUUCUCCAAUAAAGACCUUUUCAGUUAAGAAGUUGUAAAGUUGGGAAGGAAUAGAGUGCAAAGCCUCAAUGAAGUUUUAAACUAAUGUAAAUAAUCCAGUAGCUAGCUUUGUGAGGUAGCUUAUAACAUUUACUUUUCUGUUACCUCAUCUCAAAUAUUGCCUAAUUGUUUGUGUUUUGUGUUUUUCCCCAUGAUAAACUAAAUAGUAACACUUUGAAAGCAUCUGUACUUCUCACAAAAUUGCAGUCAUUUGGAAAUGUCAUCCUUCAGUUCAUGUAAAACAAGUUUACUGGAGCCCUUUAGAAUGCACUGUUAUUUUUUUCAUAAUAAUUCUGGAAAAUUUAACUCUCUUGUUCUUUGUCUCUGCUACCCUGUUUUGUACACUAACGGAUUUGCAGGGCUUCUUUGUAUUGUUUUUGUAGUAUAUGGGUUGGUUUACAGAAAAAAAAAUUGCUCUAGUAAUAGUUGUUCUUGAAAUGUGAAUCUCUAUCUGUAAAGAGAAAAACUUCUUAAAAAUAUGUUUUCUCUAAUUAGCAAGUUUAUUUAACAGAAAUGUAUUCUUUUCUGCUCCUGUUAUAUUCUUACACAGUUAUUGACUGCUUUCACUAUGUAUGUACUUGGUACUGGUUUGUUCUUUUACUAUGAUGAAAAUGACACCUUUUGUUAACAGCAGAUGGAAAUUGUGUUUUGGGAUAAAGUUCUUCAAAUUGA